Molecule: messenger RNA, 612 nt
Organism: Hansenula anomala
Lineage: Eukaryota; Fungi; Ascomycota; Saccharomycetes; Phaffomycetales; Wickerhamomycetaceae
Product: superoxide dismutase
Exons: 1
Coding region: 1-612 (203 amino acids)
Biological process (GO): superoxide metabolic process
Cellular component (GO): mitochondrion
Molecular function (GO): metal ion binding; superoxide dismutase activity
Source: RefSeq, a predicted model, not a curated record
AUGUCAAACUUCAAGCUCCCUCAAUUACCUUAUUCCUAUGAUGCACUUGAGCCAUACAUCAGUGCAAAGAUCACAGAGAUUCAUUAUACCAAGCACCAUCAAACCUAUGUUAACAACUUGAAUGCAGCUUACGAUAAAAUUUCAACAGCUAUCAAAAAUAAUGAUGUUCAGUCUCAAAUUGACUUACAACAAUCCAUCAGAUUCAAUGGUGGUGGUCAUAUCAACCAUUCCCUUUUCUGGGAAAAUUUAACACCAGCAAAUUCAAAAGAUUUUCGAGGUGGUGCUGAGUUGAAGAAACAAAUUGAAGAGCAAUAUGGCUCAUUCAAAAAAUUUGAGGGUAAAUUCAUUGAAUUACUUUUAGGAAUUCAAGGUUCAGGAUGGGGUUGGUUAGUUAAAGAUAACGAAACCGCAAAACUGGUGUUGUUUUCUUCUCCAAACCAAGACCCUGUACCAUCAAAAUAUACUCCUUUGAUUGGUAUUGAUUUCUGGGAACAUGCCUAUUAUAUUCAGUAUUACAACAAUAAAGCAGAUUAUGCAAAACAAAUCUUCAAUGUAUUGAACUGGGAGGUUGCUGAGAAAAGAUGGAAAGGUAACUAUGAAUUGAAAUUAUAA